CUCACUGUUUAGUCGCUCAUUCGCACUGCAUUCGUUCUUGCUUUCUGCUCUCUCCUUCCUCCUACCCGUGAAAGGAACAGCGACUCCCUCUCGCUGUUUACCUUUCAUCCGCUCCUUCGACCGCGACAUCCUCCCCCUGUUUGCUUCUCUCUCCACCAACACGGGGUAGUCCAUCCAGAAAUACACUCAGCGACAUCACGGUCUGAUAUUCAAAUCAAAAUGAAGACCUCCCUCGCCGCCGGCGCACUCGCGUCCCUUGCGACGCUCGCCGCCGCGGUCAACCCCGUCAAAAUCGCCGGCUCUCAAUUCGUCGACUCCGUCACCAAUAAACGUGUCAUGAUCAUCGGCGUGGACUAUCAGCCAGGCGGGCAAGCCGGAUACAAGCCGGACGAGGACCGGGACCCGCUCAGCGAUGCGGAAGUCUGUCUGCGUGACGCGACAAUCAUGCAGCAACUGGGCAUCAACACCAUCCGGGUGUACAAUGUGGACCCGACCCUCAACCAUGAUGAGUGUGCGAGCAUCUUCAACUAUGCCGGGAUGUACAUGAUCGUCGACGUCAAUGCGCCGUUUGGCGGCGAAAGUCUGGAUCGGAGUGAUCCCGAGGGGUCAUACCAUGUGGGAUAUCUGUCCCGGACGUUUGGGGUGGUGGAGGCGUUCAAGAAUUAUCCCAACACGAUGGGCUUCUUCGCGGCGAAUGAGGUCAUGAACGACAUGGAUACCGCCGAGAAAAACCCUCAGUAUAUCCGAGCCAUCCAACGCGACAUCAAGAACUACAUCGCCAAGAACAGCGAGCGCGCCAUUCCCGUUGGUUACUCGGCCGCUGACGUGCGUCCCAUCCUGCAAGAUAGCUGGGCCUACUUCCAAUGCAAGAUCGGUGACAACGACGUCUCGCGCUCCGACUUCUUCGGCCUGAACUCCUACAGCUGGUGCGGUGCCGACGCGACCUUCGAGUCCGCAGGAUUUGACAAGCUGGCCACGAUGUUCGAAAAGACCAGCGUUCCCGUCUUCUUCAGCGAAUACGGCUGCAACGAGGUGACACCACGGUCGUUCAACGAAGUACAGUCUUUGUACGGGACUAAGUUGACGGCGUUGUCUGGUGGUUUGGUGUACGAAUACAGCCAGGAGGAAUCCAACUACGGCCUGGUGGACUCGUUCGACAACGGCACGGUCCACUUCCGCAUCGACUACGACAACCUGAAAAACCAAUAUAGCAAGCUUGACAUCGGCCUCAUCCAAUCCACCAGCCCGUCCGCGGCCUCGCAAGACCCGCCCCAAUGCGACAAGUCCCUCAUCACCAACUCCAAGUUCUCCAGCGAAUUCAACAUCCCCGACACACCCGACGAGAUCACCGAGGUCAUCAACUCCGGUCUGUCGAACCCCAACCAAGGCAAGCUGGUUCCCGUCACCAAGACGGACGUCGUGGGUGACAUCUUCGCGGUCGACUGGACCCCGAUCCAAGGGUUGAAACUCGUGGAGGUGAAGGACGGCGAGAGCAAUCUCCCGAGUGGGGCGAGUGGGAGUGGGACGGGCACCUCGGGCGGGCCGGAGCCGACUAAGACGGGUGCCGCGAGCGCGAUGACGGUGAAUUCGAUGUUUGCGUUGGUGGCUGCGGCCGUGGUGUUGGUGGUGAGCUUGUGAGGUUGAUGGGACAUGAUGAAUGGAAGGGAAGUGGCCUAGCAAGGAGUACAUAAGGUCGGGAUUCUGCUGUGCAUGGGAUCUUCGGCUUGUUCGUCUGCGUGGCAUGUCGAGGUAAAAGGUUUUGAUUCGUGUAAUAUUCUUCUAAUUGUCUGCUAGCGACUUUCGAGUAGCGAAGCAUGGUGUAUGAGACGGCAUGGCAAAUCAUUCGAACGACUAUCUAUUCCUUACCAUAACCAUUGAACAAGGACCGCUUUUCUCU
This is a messenger RNA of Eremomyces bilateralis CBS 781.70, 1897 nucleotides long. RefSeq lists its product as uncharacterized. The transcript is spliced from 3 exons. Bases 220 to 1638 code for a protein of 472 amino acids. NCBI's taxonomy places the organism in Eukaryota, Fungi, Ascomycota, Dothideomycetes, Eremomycetales, Eremomycetaceae. Gene Ontology annotation, cellular component: fungal-type cell wall; cytoplasm. Gene Ontology annotation, molecular function: 1,3-beta-glucanosyltransferase activity. Gene Ontology annotation, biological process: fungal-type cell wall (1->3)-beta-D-glucan biosynthetic process. The record is from RefSeq and is a predicted model, not a curated record.